CACACACACACACAUCCACACACAUGCAGUCUCUCUGUUACACACACACACACACAGUUUCACACCCUGCAGGGGGAAAUUUGAGUGAAACGUUACACUGAUCCACCCCGUCGCCUGUCUCCUGGGACUGUGAGUACAAGGCUGUUUAUAGGACCGGGUCCCGUGAUCCUGGAGUGGCAGUCAUUGGGGGGUGGGUGGGUGCGUGGGGGGGGGUCGGAGAUCUGAGGGUGGCCAGUAGAAAAGGAGGGGGGGCGCAUGAUGGUGUACAUUCACAUAACCGCUAGAGCAGAGGAGGGGGUGGGGUGGCUCACUCCUUCGGUUUCCUCAAGGGUAGAGAUGUGUGGAGGGGGCGCACAGUGACCGGUUGUAUUUGUCAUGUUAAUGUGUGUGUCACAUUUACGACUCCACUGCAGUGCUUCAUGACCUCACUAUUCAAAACCGUAAGGUAUUUUUGACUGGACACUUCAGCAGGGAGAGAGAGAGAGAGAGAGAGAUAGAGAGAGGGGGAGGGAGGGAGGGAGGGAAGGAGGGAGAAAAGAAUCAGAGGAGAGGAGUUGGUGUAUUUUUUUUUUCUUUUUUUUUUUUUUUGUCAUUACCGGCGUGGACUUGGCCACAACUGGUCCAUCUGUGAUUGGACACCGGGGAGCAGACCCAGGGCAGAGGAAUUGUGUGAAAGAGGACCGGACUGAAGAUCUCAGUGGCAAACAGUCAAGAUAGACUUCUAGAGAAGAGAAGGAAGGACCUGCCGAUGGCAUCUACUGUUCUGCUGAGUAACCCUCCUGUCUGUUAGAUUGUGAAGUGGGACUGCGACGUUGACUAACCACUCAGUGGGGUUCAGGAGUGUUUAACAAGCCACACACAGGACUGGAGAAGUGGCAUUCAGGAGUGUUUAACAAGCCACACACAGGACUGGAGAAGUGGCAUUCAGGAGUGUUUAACAAGCCACACACAGGACUGGAGAAGUGGCAUUCAGGAGUGUUUAACAAGCCACACACAGGACUGGAGAAGUGGCAUUCAGGAGUGUUUAACAAGCCACACACAGGACUGGAGAAGUGGCAUUCAGGAGUGUUUAACAAGCCACACACAGGACUGGAGAAGUGGCAUUCAGGAGUGUUUAACAAGCCACACACAGGACUGGAGAAGUGGCAUUCAGGAGUGUUUAACAAGCCACACACAGGACUGGAGAAGUGGCAUUCAGGAGUGUUUAACAAGCCACACACAGGACUGGAGAAGUGGCAUUCAGGAGUGUUUAACAAGCCACACACAGGACUGGAGAGGCAGAAGCCUUGCCUGGGCAACAGGCAGCGCAGACCCUGUUCUGGGAAAACCUGCUCCAGUUGGUUCCUAUUGGUGUCGGGGGAGGGCCUGUGGGGAGAGGACUGAUUAUGUCGACUCCCAGCUCCUGGGCAGAGGACAGCAGGGGGAGGAGAGGAGGUGGAGGCCACAAGCGCUCAGCAUCCUGGGGCAGUGCAGAGCACCUUAGAGAGGUAGCCAAGCUACGCCAUUCGCUACAGAAGCGCUCCAGACACGCCCCUCCAGCAGGGAGCAGUGAAAGGCCCGCCCACCCACUCCCUGGCAACCAUGCCCCUGGAGCCACACAGACGGGUCCUCUGACCCCCUUGAGUCGCCUGGCCCCCCGGCUGAGGCGAAGCGUGGAGGGGCUCAACCUAGAGCUGGAGGGAGUGUUUGUGUCCGAGACCCCAGAGGAACAGCACCAGAUCCUGGAGGUACCAGAUGGCCACCGCGCCCCUGUCCCAUCCCAAAGGUGCAGCAGCGGCUCGCAGAGCGACCCCUCUCCCGCCCAGCUCUCUCCCUCCCACUCCCCCUGUCCAAUGGCUGACCCCGACAUGGUGGAGUGUGUGACCCUGAGCCCCACUCCCUCCCCCUCUCCGCCCCCUGACGAGGUGCAGCCCUCCUCCCUCCUGCCCUUGUGCUCCUCCUUCCUGCCCUCGUGCUCCCCCCGGCCCAACAAGACCUACGCCUUCCAGAGGGAGCCCCCAGAGGGCUGCGAGAAAGUGCGCGUGUGGGACGAGGCCAUAGCCUCCUCUCAGGGGGAACCCCUCCUUCUACCCUCCUGUCCCGACCCAAACAAAGUGAACUUCACCCCACACGGAGGCUCCGCUUUCUGCCCCGUCAGUCUUCUGAAACCCCUCCUCCCCUCCAUGGACCUGCUCUUUCGCGGCCUCUCCGUCUCACCCGUCACUGGCUGCCCAGGACAAAGCCCCACCCCUUGCACAGCAUCAGGGCAUGCUGUUGGUGGGUACCUGAGUGGGCCCCUCCCAGAGGGCCCCACCAGCUCAACCAUGUAGCAGGGAAUCGACCACAACUGGAACAGUAGUGAACUGAUGGACAACAGAUGAAAGAUGAUAUUCUCCUCUUUUUUUUCACAGAGCUUUUAAAUGUAUACACAUACGAACGGACAUCUGGAUCACUAGUGAUAAAUUGUUGCUCCCAAAAAAUAUAUUAAACCUUAUAGAGGAGAAAACGCAUUUAAAAAAAAAAACAAUCACAAGCAGCAGCACGGCUAAUGGAAACAUGGAAGAUUUUUUUACACACAGUGUUGAAGCACUAGACGGUAUAUCGUUCUCAGGACAACCUCCUUGUGUCCGUUCUCUGUGCUCUAGAUUGGAUGUUGAUUCCUGUCACUCUCAGCUGAAAUCUGAGAGGACCAUUACUGAAUUGGCCUUUCAGUAAGGCAAGAACAGAUGCUUUUGUGCCACUGUGUCAUUUUCUGUAGUAGAGCAUUAUAUUUCUCAAACGGUCAAAUGCAUACAGUACAUGUGGCCUGGUUAUCCCUUUGGCACAUAGCAAACGGUAGACCAGACCUCGUGACGUGAAGUCAGGCUGUCAUGGCAACCUCAGGACUGAAGACGGUGAUGCACUCAGCUCAUCCAGCAGGAAGAGUCACAGACUGGCAGACUGAGAGCCUCUUAUGAAACUCCUGCACUAGCAAACUGGCCUCUCUGCAAAUACAUGGACUGGGCUGCUAUUGUUUUUUAAGAGGGCUUCCCCAAAUCUCACAAACCUUGCUCCACUCUGAGUAUUUUAUAUUUUUCUCUGACAUUGUUAACACCCUUCUGUGCUAGUUCAAAACAGGUGGUGCAUAAUUAAGAGGGUGAGUUUCGUUCAGGCUUUGCUGUCUAUUGAGCUUAUUCGGUAUCUUUCCCUGUUCACCUGUAACCAUAAGCUAAUCGUUCACAGUUCGCAGUUAUGAAUGUCAUGGAUAAGACACAGAGAAGCUGUGUCUCUCCAUUAGCCUGAGUAGCAAACCCUGGCCAAACCUACAAAAACGUUUCAAUUGUUGAAGAGUAUGUGGUAUGAGUCGUUUUCUUUUUUUUAAAUGUUUGAGUAUUCUGUUAAACUGUCUGGAAUGUAGUGUUUUUUUUUUUUCUCAAAUGAUUUAUCCAGUACAAACUGGAGAGCAAUGAAGGGCCUGUGAUGAGCAGUGCUUUGUAAUGGAGCUUCCUCAUAGGUGAACAUAUGUGGAACCUGUGGCAACCUACUGUAGCCAUGGUGCUACUAUACCUACAGACCCGCAUUUUUGGUGCCUUUUUCAUUUUUUUUCUUGUUGUUCAUGAUGUUCUUUUUAAAAGCCAAAAAUAUGAAAGGGACGUUUCAUAAAACAUAUUUAAUAAUUGUUAGAGGUGUCUUUUCAGGGUUUGAGAUGCACUUUUUUUUAUUUUUAGAUUGCCAGUUUGAGUUGUAUCGGUAUGGUUGUUUGGGAAGGACAGAUGGAAGAUCUGGACCAUAGUUUCAGUACAGCCAUUUUGGAGGAGCAAGUGAGAAGUCAUAUUUGGUUCUUUAUUGUCAUUGUUACGAUGUUCACUUCGGCUGUUGCAUUUGUAAAACAAUAUGCGUAUUUGUAUGUAUUUUUCACAACUCUGGCUUUAGGGUAGUGUACAUCAGGGCUGCAUUCUCAGAGGGUAAACAUACUGCUUUUUGUCAGCACUUAAACUUUUGGUGGUUUUGACAUUUUCUUUCCUUUUUGAAAAACCCUUUGAAGGUGUAGUGUAUUUUGGGGUGUUAUAAAGGCAAGCAUAUCCAUCAGUAUUGUUCAUAUAGAUUUUGAGUUUAAACUGUUUCUUUGUAACACAUUUCAGUCAUGUGUUUAAUGUGGUAGACAUAUAGUUAAGACUAUGUUUUGAGUGGGAAAUGUUUUGCUACUCCAUACAAUCAGUGAUUUUGCUUGAAAAAUGUUUACAUGUUGGUGGUUCAAGGUUUUCUUCCAUGUUGCUGUAGCAUAUUUUUCAUCUGUUGUGUACUGGAACUGUGUGUUCAGGCUGUCUUGAGUGUUCAGUUGUGUUCAUAAUUCGUAUGAUUGGAUGAAUUAAAAGACCGAUUCUCAA
Molecule: messenger RNA, 4346 nt
Organism: Clupea harengus (Atlantic herring)
Lineage: Eukaryota; Metazoa; Chordata; Actinopteri; Clupeiformes; Clupeidae
Gene: fam117aa
Product: family with sequence similarity 117 member Aa
Exons: 7
Coding region: 1386-2309 (307 amino acids)
Source: RefSeq, a predicted model, not a curated record